AAAUAAAAUAUAAUAGGAAAGGGAAAGGAAACGAAAAGAAAAGAAAAGGAAGGGAAAGGAAAGGAAAGGAAAGAAAAGGGAAAAUAAUAGAAAAAGAAAAGGAAAGAGAAAAGAAAAGAAAAGAAAAGAUAAGAAAGAAAAAUUGAGAAGAGGAAGAUAAAAAAAAAAGGUUUACCACCUUAGAAAGUUUUGUACAGGAUCAAUCUAAGAAUGAAAUUCUUCCUCUGCCUGGUUGAAGAAGGCAGCGGUAGUAGAUGUUCUAUAAAAUUUAUUCGAAACAAUUAUCUUGAUUCUAAAAGAAAACGACAAGGGCGUUUGUGGCGGAACGAUAGCAGCAUAAGCUGCUACGACGCUUGAGAAGAAGGGACACCCUUGUAAGCUGAUUUUCUUUCUUUCUUUAUUUCUCUCUCUCUCUCUCUCUCUCUCUCUCUCUCUCUCUCUCUCUCUCUCUCUUUCUACCUCUACCUCCUCCUCUCUUUCUCUCUCUCUUCCUCUCUUUCUCUCUCUCUCUAUUUGUCUGUCUGUCUGUCUGUCUGUCUCUCUUUUUAUCGAAGAGAAACGCAAGACAACCAACGCGUUUUAUUGAGAGAAACAGUGCGUGUGAAAGAGAAAGAGAGAGUGAUCAAAAGAGAAAAAUAAUAAUUCUCACGCCGGCGAACGUUCGGAAGAGGGGAAAUCAAUCGUUAAUUCCAUCGUUCAUUUUCGAAUCUCUCCUCGAAUCGGUAUUACUACUAUACUACGGUAUUAUCCGUCUCUCUCUUUCUCACUUGUCCUAAAACCGCGAGAUUCGAACUCGCGCCAAAGUGCGUUCCACAGUGGAUACUACUACUAUCUCGCAUUUGGAUUACGACACGAAGUGGUGGCUGUCAGGUAAUAUGCCAGUGCCUGUAUGGGAUUGCCCGGAACUGGGCCCUAUGGACGAAGCCCUGGAAACAGCAAGCGUCGUUUCGGAGGAUAUCUGGAAGAAGUUCGAUUUGGACUUCCCAUUGGAUAUCUAUUCCAACCGAUCGUAUGACGAGACCGUUCUUCCUGAGCUUAUCUAUGACAAAGUUACGUGUAUGGCAUCUCGUGAGAUUCGUCAUCAUGAUUGUAUGUGGGCCGGGUUGUGUAUCAGCAAAGAACACAAUAGAACCUUGCCUGCUAAAAAAGAUUCUCAGUUGCAAAAGAAAAUACCAGCUGGUAGGAGUUUGCUAAUAUCACGUGCUAGUACAUCAGCACGUUCCUUGAUGAAUGCUCAGCAACAACAUCAAGCGUUACAACAGCAACAACAACAAUUGCUGCAACAACAACAACAGCAGCAGCAGCAACAACAACAGCAACAACAGCAACAACAACAACAACAAUCAUCACAAUCUCAGAAAUGUCGUGUGAAGAGUUUAGAAAGUGAUGGAGAUUCCACAAGACCAGACACACCACCAACAUCGACGUCUGAUACAGAUACAGACGACGAAGUUCCUGUCUUUAGACAUGAUCAGAUCAAUAUACACGAGAAGCUAUCGGAAUGUAUGUCCGAAUCGAUCAUUAGGGCGGCGCCGGUAAGCGAAGUUACGGGUCAGCUUGUCAGACGAUUUUAUGACAGAAGGAAAGAGGAAGAAAACAAUCAACAACCGAACUUGAGAAAUACCCUUAGCGAUCAUUGCUAUCAUCUUAAUCAUCCCGCUUAUAAGAGGCUCGAGAAUCUUGGCGUUCAGACACCUUCAGAAUCCGAAGAAGAAGAGAUUGACGUAGUGACAUUCGAGAAGCCUAGUCGAGCGAGCAAUUUAGCUAAUAAAAAUGAACAACAACAGAAUCAAUAUCAUCAACAAAAUAAUCAUCACCAUCAGCACCACCAGCAGCAGCACCACCAACAGCAUCACAAACAGCAUCAUCAUCAGCAGCAACAGCAGCAGCAACAGCAGCAGCAACAGCAACUGCAGCAGCAACAGCAACAGCAGCAGCAACGCCCACAGCGGUCAACAAAUGUGAAAGAAAAGAAAGGCACGACAGCAACGACGAUACAAGCACCCAGACCACGAGGCAGGCCGCCGGCAAAUGCUACAACACGAAAACGAAAUCUGUCUGCUAGCACUCCUGCUGUCGAUAAACAAGCCAAAAGAAAUUGUACCAGAAACACUCAAAGAAGAAAAAAGACAACGAAAAGCAAAGGUGGCGCAGCCUCGAAAAGUUCGUCGGAAGAUGAAUUGGAUACCGAGAAGAGGAGUCUUCAUAACAAUAUGGAACGACGGAGACGAGUCGAACUUCGGCAUUUCUUCGAGGAUCUUCGUCGUUUAGUGCCCGCUGUUGAAUUUAAAGAAAAAGCAGCGAAAGUGACAAUCCUGAGACAAGCUGCACUAUUUUGCGAUGUUCUCGCUCAUUCAUUCAUCAACAAUCAGAUUAAGAUUUCUGAAUUAUCGAAGGAACAGAUACUAUUGAGAGCCAGGCUGAAGUAUCUUAGAUAUAAUCUUGCUCGGAGGCGUUAAAGAGAAUUUUAGAAGAAAAAAAAGAAAAAAAGAAAAAAAAAAAGAAAAAAGGAAACAAGAGAAAUGGGAAUUCCAAUCGAGUUAUUAUUAAUCUCGAUAUGGGUCACUCACAUUUAUAAACAUAUUACAUAUACAUAUAUAUAUAUAUAUAUAUAUAUAUAUAUAUAUAUAUAUAUAUGUAUUCACAUUUUCGUCACUACGCGUAUACAUUUAUCAACAUAGAAAUGCAACUUGGCUAGGAAUAACAACAACAACAACAAUAACAACAACAACAACAAUGACGAGGACGACGACGACGACGAAGGAAACUAUUACAACUACGACGGAUCUUUCGACCUUCUCAUGUGAAAGACCAUCUAUCAAACUCGUUCCUCUGGCCGAUCAUACCUCAAGGAAUGAAACAUCAUAAACUGAUGUAUACUACGAUCGCGAGUUGAAGGUCAUCAGCCACCAGGAUCACGCAUCUACAUGGAUACUUAAUGUGUCUAAUUCGAUCCGCGAUUUCUUUCAAGGACACGAAAGAAACGUACUUCUUUGUUUGCUUUUUUUUUUGUUUUUUUUUGUUUUUUUCUUUUUUUUUUUUUUGUUUUUUUUAAAUCAUAGAAGACGUGUAAGCGUGAGAAGUUGCAGACGUUCCGGAGACAUUUUCGUUUUGUUUCUAUUAUUCGUCUUAUUUAGGAAAUAUUCAUAAAGAAGCAUGAUCGAAUAGAACAGAUGGAAGUUCGCGAUAGGACAUUAAGGAACUCGCACGACAGACGUAUUUUGUACUUUUUUAUUUAUAAAUUUGCUUCGUGUAUCGUUCCUUACAAAAGUGGUAGAAAUAAAGGUGGAUAGAGAUAAAGAUAAAGAUAGAGAUAAUGAUAAUGAUAAAGAUAGAGAUAAAGAUAGAGAUAAAGAUAAAGAUAGAGAUAUAGAUAAAGAUAGAGAUAGAGAUAAAGAUAGAGAGAAGAAAGAGAGAAAGAGAAAGAAAGGUAUAGACAUGCGCAUGUAUCGCAUGUAUCGCUUGUAUCUCGAUGUUCCUCGUUGGGAGUAUUCUGUUCGUUUUCAAAGGCGCAACGUUUGUUAACUUUUUUGUUUGUUUGUUUUUUUUUUCUUUUUUUUUUUUUUUUUUUUUUUUUUUUUAAUUAUUUUUAUUAUUAUUAUUAUUAUUUUUUAACUUUUUCCAUCCGAUUCGACGGACAAACAAACACAACAUCUGGUACGUAUGCCAUCCUCUCGGUAAGUCCGCGAAUAUUUUUCUAACAUGCGCCGAAAAAUGAUCCCAAAAAGUAGAAAACGAAAAAAAAAAGAAAGAAAGAAAGAAAGAAAGAAAAAGAAGGAAAGAAAGAAAAAGAAAAUGCGAGAAGGAAUAAUAUCUUUCGUCUAACGAUCAAAGAAGAUAAAAGAUAUUCAAGUUGGUGCAUUGUGCGGUUUUCCCGCAGACGUACAUUUUAAAACGCUGAGAUUGAACGUCUCUAGUACGCGACUAGUUUUAAUUUCCCUAGUUUAACGACGUAGAUAAAAAGUGUACAGCGCGCUAGUACGAAGAGAGCGAGGAAGCUUAUCAGGAUUAUUAUUAGUCAAACGUUUGCUACCGGUUAAUUCCCUCCCCCUUUUACUAUCGUUGUUUCUCCAUACCUCACGAUUGGGGAUUGCGAUCUAUCGAACCUCUAUGUAUGUAGAUACAUACAGUAGUUAGUAACCGAUUCAAACUCAACUCUAGAUUUUAUUUUAUUGAAAUUAAAAAAUGUUGAAUAUUUAGGAAAGGGAGGAGGGGGUUGGUCCGGUAAAAAAAAUUUCUUUCUUUACAACUUUCGUCCAUUCUCGCUUGGAGCAUUUUGAAAUACAAUUUUGAUAUUCUCCCCUCCACCCUUUAUUUUCAUUUUUUCCCUUCGUCGAUAGAAAUAGUUUAGUAUUCGUAAUAGUAGGAAAAUUCAUAUUGUUAUAUUGAUAAUUAUUUCAUUCAUUUCCAAGAAGGUAAACUCGUAAAUCUCACUCGUUCUCUUUUGACAGUUAAGAACCAAAAAGGGUAAAUUGAUUAGCUGUCGAUCGAAAUGGUUUUUUUUUUUUUUUAAUGGCGCACGACGUUCAAUUGGAUAGAGAUUAGAUUCUUGCACCCGUUGUUUAUCUUCUUCUAACUCUACUUUUGUAUGAGUGUUAUAUAUAUAUACAUAUACAUAUGUAUAUAUAUUUAUAUACUAUACAGUCUAUAGUCUUUGCUAUUUGGUAUCGUCUCGACGGAUUUCUUAUUUCUUCACUUUCUUAUAUAUAUAUAUAUAUAUAUAUAUCGUUGUAAUAUUUCAUUCAAAGGGCCUUCUGAAUUCAUUUCUGGAACACCUAAAAAUCAUACUUUUCUUUUUUCAUCCCUAUUCUAUUUUAUUCCAUGGUAUCGUCUCUUCUGAAAAGGUUAAAAAGAAAAAAGGGAGGAAGAGAGAUAAAACAAUUUUCAUAGUAUAGUUUUCCUCAUGCAUAUAUAUAUAUAUAUAUAUAUAUAUAUAUAUAUGUAUGUAUGUAUGUAUAUCUCGAUCGAUGUUUUUCGUAUGGGUGCAAUAAAACGAACAACAAAUUAAAGAUUCCAAAAUGGAAAAACUAGAUGGAUUCGUAUUUGUUUGUUUGUGGUUUUUCUUUUUUUUUUCUUUUUUUUUUUUUAAUUAUUAGUAAUUCUAGGAAUUGUUAUAACGAUCGAGAUGUUUACCAUAGGGUGUUUGUAACCAACAUCGGAAGGUGGCAACGGGAUCGAACGAUUUUUUUUCUACACUCGAUUCCGUUCGCAAGCGAGUAUUCUUUAACUUGAUUUUGAUUCCGUCGGGAUGAUAUCCGUGUGUCUAACGAGUUUCUUCAUCAAACUUUCGUCUUGUCUUCUUUAUGGUCUACUUACUUUCCUUCGUGGAAUAAGUUCUUUGCGCGCGAAUGGACUUUGUUAGGAUUAGAAAGAUUCGUCGAGUUGCACUAAAGUACGCUUUUUAAAGUAUAUACAUAUACAUAACAAAUCAUCAUUGUUAUGUAUGUAUAUAUAUAUAUAUAUAUACAUAAUAUAAUACAUAACGUAUGUAAUGUACAUAGGAAAAUCUCUGAAGGAGAAAUUCGUGCAUAGAAACGUAAGUUACUUCCACAUAUAAAUAUAUAUAAAUAUAUAUAAAUGUAUAUGUUAGUAUAUAUAUUUAUAUAUAUAUACUAUACGUACGUAGGCAAACAUAUAUAUGCAUAUAUAUACAUAUAUACAAUGGGUUAUUACGUAUGAGUUUAGGAACGAGAGAAAGAGAGAGAGAGAAGAGAGAGAGAGAGAGAGAGAGAGAGAGAGAGAGAGAGAGAGAGAGAGUGAGAGAGAAAGCGUGGAAAUGAAAAAGAGAAUACGACAUAACCAUUAACUAUUGACAUUAGUUAGUUCGAUAUGCAUUAAUUAAUAUUAUUAUUAUUGUUAUCGGUUUUUAGUUCGUUGUAGGCGCUUGCUAUCGCUGAUUAUAUCCAUACGAAUAUUAUUUACUGCUAAUUAUCGAGUCACGGUGGUAUAAGCGAUUGUGCUAAUCCUAUAAGAUUUUCAGGGGAAAAAAAAGUAUAUUAAUGGAUAUCGUAUUAGAAAUUAAGAAUUGACGCGAAAAGAAACAUACAUAGAUGAACACACAAAUGCAUAGACGUAUACACAUACACACAAACAUACACCGACAAUUUAUACGCAACGAUAGUUAGAUAAAUUCAAGAAACGGAAGAGCGCGCGAUUCCCUUUUGCAAGAGGGAAAGAGAAGAAGCAACAUAAUGUGUUCAUUACAUUGUAGGUAACAGUAUUUCUUUAUAUAUAAUAUAUAUAUAUAUAUAUAUCUAUAUAUAUACAAUACAUAUAUUCAUAAGCUUUUUACAAAAAAAAAAAAAAAAAAAAAAAAAGAAAAAAUAAGAAAUAAGGAAAGAAAUAAGGGAAAAGACGAUAGAUUGUUUUUGAGGAACGCCAACGUAAUAAUAUGCCACAUAUAUAUACAAAUA
Molecule: messenger RNA, 6413 nt
Organism: Vespa mandarinia (Asian giant hornet)
Lineage: Eukaryota; Metazoa; Arthropoda; Insecta; Hymenoptera; Vespidae
Gene: Myc
Product: bHLH transcription factor Myc
Molecular function (GO): protein dimerization activity
Source: RefSeq, a predicted model, not a curated record